AUGUGUUCUGCCUACUGGGAACACGACUUUUUCCAGUCUGCUCGUAUUCCAGCCAACUUUUUUCAGUCUGCUCGUAUCCCAGACGACUUCUCUUUGUCUGCUCGUAUCCAAGACGACGUCUCUUUGUCUGCUCGUAUUCUAGACGACUUCUCUUUGUCUGCUCGUAUCCCAGACGACUUCUCCCUGUCUGCUCGUAUCCCAGACGACUUUUCCCUGUCUGCUCGUAUCCCAGACGACUUUUCCCUGUCUGCUCGUAUCCCAGACGACUUCUCACUGUCUGCUCGUAUCCCAGACGACUUCUCCCUAUNUGUCGUGCCCUCAGUUCUUCCGGAGUUCAGUCGACUCGAGUUUACCAUUUUCCACUGCGGAGCAACGGCUUCUGGAGAGGAAAUCCCUUCAUGCUCUCAGCUGUUGGUGGACUACGAACUUACGUCGAUUGAACAUCGAACGAACCCGACCGUCGUUAAGGUGGCCAGAAGAGCGAUCAGUCAAGCUCGGUAUAUGAAUGACUUAGUAGAAGAUUUCUUCGACUUUUCCCCAGGUAGCAGUGAGAAAUCUCCGGAUGAGAUAGCAGCGUUUUUGGAAGAAAUAUUUGUUAGGAAUGAAAAAAAAAGUAAUUUGCAUGUGAAAUCCGGCUCAGAAAACCCUGAAAAUAGUUCUGGUGCAAACGCUGUUUCCGAACCAACUGCAACUACGAACGUUGUUUCCGAACAUAGUGGAAGAACGAACACUGAUCCCGAACAAAGUGGAACCACGAACGCUGCUCACGAACAAAUUGGAACCGCGAACGCUGUUUUCAAACAAACUGGAACCACGAAAGAAGUUUCCAAGCAAACUGCAAACACGAACGCUGCUCCCGAGAAAACUGGAACCGCGAACGCUGCUUCUGAACCAACUGCAACCACGAACGUUGCUUCUGAACCAACUGCAACCACGAACGCUGCUUCUGAACCAACUGCAACCACGAACGCUGCUUCUGAACCUGCUGGAACCGCGAAUGCUGCUCUCAAAUCAACUGGAACAACGAACGCUAUCUCCGAACCAACUGCAACCACGAACGCUGCUUCUGAGAAAAAUAAAACCGCGAACACUGCUCCCGACCAAACUGUAACCGCUAACGCUGCUCCCGAGCAAACUGGAAUCGCGAACGCUGCUCCCGAACAAACGGGUACCACGAAUGCUGCUUCCGAACAAACUGGUACCGCGAAUGGUGCUCUCAAAUCAACUGGAACAACGAACGCUGCUCCCGAGCAAACUGGAAUCGCGAACGCUGCUCCCGAGCAAACUGGAAUCACGAACGCUGCUCCUGAACAAACUGGAAUCGCGAACGUUGCUUCUGAGCAAACUGGAGCCGCGAAUGCUGCCCCCGAACAAACUGGUACCACGAAUGCUGCUUCCGAACAAACUGGUACCGCGAAUGGUGCUCUCAAAUCAACUGGAACAACGAACGCUGCUUCCGAGCCAACUGGAACCACGAACGCUGCUCCCGAACAAACUGGAACCACGAACGCUGCUACCGAACAAACUGGAACCGCGAACGCUGCUUCUGAGCAAACUGGAACUAAGAACGCUGCUUCUAAGCAAACUGGAACCACGAACGCUGCUUCAGAGCAAACUCGAACCACGAACGCUGCUUCUGAGCAAACUCGAACCACGAACGCUGCUUCUGAGCAAACUGGAAUCACGAAUGCUUCUUCCGAACAAACUAGAACCACGAAGACCGCUUCCGAACAAACUGUGACCACGAACGCUGUUUCCGAACAAAUUGAAUCCACGAACGCUGCUUUCGAACAAAUUGAAUCCACGAACGCUGCUUUCGAACAAACUGGAAUCACGAAUAAUGCUUCCGAAAAACUUGCAACCACGAUCCGGUCAGAGUCAGACUCAUUUAAUGAAGGCGAGACGAAGAUUUCGAGCCAAGCUAACCUUGAUAUUAACUUCAGAUUCUCGAAAAGAGAUUCAAUUGAGAACGAGUUAUGCUGUCAAAUAAAAAGAAUGUGUUUUCAUGACAGAAAAAAUCCUGGUUUGUCUUCCAGCAAUGUCCGUGGUGGCAGCCUGAGCGAAAAUGUACACAAAACUCUUUGUAAACGAAAAUCUCUCUCGGGUCAUCUCGAGAAUGUCAAAUAUGGAGCAUCGGCGGUCAGAAAGAAAACUGUAGGGAAGUAUGGUCGGGAAUUAGCCCAGAAAUUGCGUAGAAUGUACCGUAAUGAUAAGAGAAUGGCUUUUCGUAAAGCAAUUGAAAAACAUUGCAAGUUAAAGCUCUUCAACGUUACAUUUGAAGAUAACACUAAGUCCAAGUUUUCCAUGAGGGAAAAGCAAGUGAACCGCCUCAAUCUACCUACAUGGAUUAAUGCGGAAAAUAGUGAUGACGAUUAUGGUUAUGACACUGACGAAGAUUGUAAUAGUACCGAGCUAUGAUGUUUUUUCAUUAAAUAUUGUUGUUGGUUAAGAUUGUUGCAGCGAUAUGAAGACGAGAUUAUGCUAUCUCAUUGUGAACUCGUUUCUCAAAACUUGAAAUAUCAACGAAACUUUCAUCGUGCAAGCCAUUUUUUAAUUGAUUUAAAUUAUGCAACGGAUGAGUCGUUACUUUUUGCUGUUUACAAAUUCUGUGUUUUUAAAACAAAAUUCUCAUGAAUUUACAUUUUGAUGUCUGCUUUCGGGCGAAUUCUCAUCAUAAUACUGGCUAAAUAUUUAAUCUGUUUGUGUUCAAUGCAUACAAAAUUUAUUUGAAUUGUGACCAAAUGGAUUUCCAUUUAGUGACAGUCUAAUUUUGGAUGGUAGAAACCAAUUUCAUCCAUUAUAUAAUCAUCUGCUUUGAUGUAUAAACACAAUUCCCAAGCUCUGACGAAUUUGGUGUCAGAAGCAAUUAAAAAGAUCAAAAGACCUGAUAAUGAAUUCCUAUGCUGACUUCUUGCACUCAGCGUAAUUAGAAAGGUGUGAUGUAAAUUGUAUACUUUCGUGUGCUUGUGAGUAACCGAAGGUUUCUCUUUUUACAUUAUUUUAUUUUUAAGGACGAAAUUUGUGUCGUGAAGAUCUUAAAUUUCUCCAUGGAGUUUACAGUGCGGCAUAAAAAUGUGAACUAAA
Messenger RNA from Hyalella azteca, 3084 nucleotides. RefSeq names its product mucin-19. Lineage: Eukaryota; Metazoa; Arthropoda; Malacostraca; Amphipoda; Hyalellidae. The record is from RefSeq and is a predicted model, not a curated record. The coding region runs from base 1 to 2418 and encodes 805 amino acids. The transcript has 4 exons.